GCGUCGCUGCUGCGACACUCGCAGCAAUUCGAUCGAUGGUUUGCUCGGCGCUGGGCGAAUUGCCGGAGCUGUCAUUUUAUUCGAACGCCUUCAUCAUCUGCUAAUUUGCUCAAAAUGACUGCAUGCCUUCCGCCAAAUUUGUUGGCAUUGUUCGAAGCAAGGCCACCAAUUCCAUAUCUCCCGCCUCCGACUGAUCUUCUUAUAGAAAAGAAGGAGAAGGGAAAGGUCGUUGAAAUAACAGGAAUCGCCGAAUACGUCAGUCUUUUUGAGGACCCGAAAGAUACUCCUCCCAAGCCUAUCAUUGAGACGAAAGCAGAGAAAAAAGAAAGACGUAGGCGAGAGAAGGAAGAGCUUCUGGCUUACAAGGUGGAGCAAGGUAUAGCUCAAUGGAAUCCGGCCGACAAUCCCAAUGCUACCGAGGACCCAUACAAGACUCUCUUCGUAGCUAGAAUAAACUAUGAAACCUCGGAAAAUAAGUUGAAACGUGAAUUCGAAACCUACGGGAAAAUAAAGAAGUUGGCAAUGAUCCACGAUUUGAAUGGAAAGCCGCGUGGUUAUGCUUUCAUCGAGUAUAGCGAUAAAGCGGAAAUGUCUAACGCCUACAAACGUGCUGAUGGAACAAAAGUUGACGGACGCAGACUAAUUGUUGACUACGAACGAGGUCGUACCCAGAAAUCAUGGCUGCCAAGAAGACUUGGUGGCGGUAAGGGAGAUACUCGAAGAGCGCGUGAAUCCCGCGCAGCAAUUGAAGAACGAGAAGCAGCCGGCUUACCUCCUGUAGACGGUGUUCGUGACCGUGACCGGGAUAGAGGUGAUUCGCCUCGUGGCCCACCAAAGGACAGCUAUCGUGACCACGACAGGAAUGGUUCCUCCAGACAUCGCAGUCGCUCCCGCGAUCGUGGAUAUGGAAGCCGUGGAAGCGAUCGCGGACAUGAUCGCGAUCGCUUUCGGGAUCGUGGAAGCAGAGACAAUGGAUAUGGACGCGAUGAUCGCCGAAGCGGUGGAUUCCGAGGACCUCCUCCUUCGUAUGGAGGUGGACGCGACAGAAGAUAA
This is a messenger RNA of Ostertagia ostertagi, 1053 nucleotides long. The record is from the annotation of a GenBank genome assembly. Lineage: Eukaryota; Metazoa; Nematoda; Chromadorea; Rhabditida; Trichostrongylidae.